AUGGCCGAAAUGAUAAGCGGGGUACCUCUAUUCCGAGGUCGGGACAACAACGAUCAGCUCACUCAAAUUCUGAGGGUGCUUGGCACACCCGAUGAAGUUACUUUGAGACGGAUUCAAACCGAAUCGGUUGGCUUUUUCAACCCUUCAAUUCAGCAAGAAACUCACAGAUCUUGA
This is a messenger RNA of Puccinia triticina, 174 nucleotides long. RefSeq lists its product as uncharacterized. The coding region runs from base 1 to 174 and encodes 57 amino acids. The transcript is spliced from 2 exons. The record is from RefSeq and is a predicted model, not a curated record. NCBI's taxonomy places the organism in Eukaryota, Fungi, Basidiomycota, Pucciniomycetes, Pucciniales, Pucciniaceae.